CGCCAAGUUAACAGUGGCACUUCUGAGCAGGAACACUCGUCUCUUGACAAGAGCCGUCCACGUCGCGAAACAUCGAAAAACUAACCCUUCCUCGUAUCUCCGCCCAAUCAAGCACAUUCGAGGCACUCUGUCUCAAAAAGCGAAGCAUACGUGAACCCGAAGGCUCGUGGAGAACCGCCAACAUGAUCAAACUCGUCGCAUUUGACCUUGAUGGCACCUUGGCCAUCAGCAAACAAGCAAUUCAACAAAACGUGGCCGAAGCCCUCACUUCGCUCCUACAAGUCGCCCACGUCGCCGUCAUCUCCGGCGGCGACUGGCCUCAAUUCUCCAAACAAAUCGCAUCCCGACUUCCACCAACCGCCGACCUCUCCAAGCUCUGGCUCAUGCCCACAAGCGGCACCAAACUUUACAGAUUUGACGCUCCUACCAAUACCUGGCAAACCGUUUAUGCCGACCUCUUCACUUCCGAAACUAAGGCUUCAAUUCUCCAAGCUUUUGAUGCCUCACUUGAGGCUACAGGGUUUAAGCCCUCUCAGACCUGGGGCGAGAGGAUCGAAGAUCGCGGAAGUCAAAUUACGUUCUCUGCUCUGGGCCAAGAGGCUCCAAUUUCUGAGAAACAGACCUGGGACCCGGACUUCGCGAAGCGCAAAGUCAUCCAAGCCGAUCUAAAGAAGCGGUUGCCGGAUCUCUCCAUCAACAUGGGUGGAACCACGUCAAUCGAUGUAACGAAGCAGGGAGUUGACAAGGCUUAUGGUUUGCGGAAGCUCAGUGAGGAGAGUGGAAUCCACUUGGAGGAGAUGAUGUUCAUAGGAGAUGCGAUAUUUCCUGGUGGAAAUGAUUAUCCUGCUAAGCAGCUGGGCUUGAGGACUGUGCACGUGGAGGAUCCGGAUGGGACCUUGGCCGCAAUCGCAGCGAUUGUGGCGUGUUUGUCGUAGAGCCUUGGCAAAUAUGCUAUGGGUUUCCUGGCUUCACUCCUGUAGGUGACCGCAAUACCGCAUCACCUCCUGUGUCUCCGUGUAUGGGACGACUUCCGUGGCAUCGACUUUGGCCUUCCUAGUUAAUGCCUCGCAGAGACUCACCC
Cercospora beticola is the source of this 1081-nucleotide messenger RNA. RefSeq lists its product as uncharacterized. Gene Ontology annotation, biological process: mannose metabolic process; protein N-linked glycosylation; GDP-mannose biosynthetic process. Gene Ontology annotation, cellular component: cytosol. Lineage: Eukaryota; Fungi; Ascomycota; Dothideomycetes; Mycosphaerellales; Mycosphaerellaceae. Gene Ontology annotation, molecular function: phosphomannomutase activity. The record is from RefSeq and is a predicted model, not a curated record.